AUGGAGUGUAACAAGGACGAAGCUAGAAGAGCGAUUGAUAUCGCCGAGAAGAAGAUCUCUGCGAAUGAUUACGAUGGGGCUAAGAAGUUCGUAAACAAGGCGGAGCGUCUGUAUCCGCAACUUGAAGGUUUGAAACAAGUGUUGAUGACGAUCGAUGUUUAUAUCUCUGCGUCAAACAAAACCAACGGAGAAUCUGAUUGGUAUGGAGUUCUCGGUGUAGAUCCUUUGGCUGACGAUGAAGCUGUGAAGAAACGUUACAAGAAGUUAGCUCUUUUGCUUCAUCCGGACAAGAACAGGUUUCACGGUGCUGAAGGCGCGUUUAAACUGGUUUUACAAGCUUGUGAUUUGUUAUCUGAUAAGGUUAAGAGAAGCGCGUAUGACCAAAAAAGGAAAUCGAAACAAGUUAACCAGAAAACACCGAAGCCAAGCGAGCCUGAGCGUCAUCAGCCUGAGUCUUCGCAGAAACAGAAAACACCGAAGCCACGCGAGCCUGUUUCUUCGCAGAAACAGAAGGAUGCACAAGAAAAAUUAAAUAGAUAUUUUGAGGAACAGAAGAAAAAACGUGAAGCAGAGAGACUUUCCAAGAAUCAGGAGAAAAGAGACUCCACUACUUUUGAAGCAGAGAGGCCUUACAAGAAGCCGAUGACAAGUGGAGAUGCAAACUCUACUUUUGAAGCAGAGAGGCUUUUCAAAGGAGGAAACGCAAACUCUACUUUUGAAGCAGAGAGGCUAUUCAAAAGAGGAAACGCAAACUCUACUUUUGAAGCAGAGAGGCUAUUCAAGAAGCCGAUGAAAACAGGGAAUGCAUACUCUACUUUUGAAGCAGAGUGGCUUUUCAAGGAGCUGAUGGCAACAAGAGACCCCAACUCUACUUAUGAAGCUCAGAGGCUUUUCAGAAGCCGAUGA
Molecule: messenger RNA, 906 nt
Organism: Camelina sativa (false flax)
Lineage: Eukaryota; Viridiplantae; Streptophyta; Magnoliopsida; Brassicales; Brassicaceae
Source: RefSeq, a predicted model, not a curated record